Molecule: messenger RNA, 2415 nt
Organism: Phytophthora sojae
Lineage: Eukaryota; Oomycota; Peronosporomycetes; Peronosporales; Peronosporaceae
Exons: 4
Coding region: 1-2415 (804 amino acids)
Source: RefSeq, a predicted model, not a curated record
AUGGCGUAUUUCCAAGGCGGGGACUUCGUGGAGCUCUUGAGCGCGCAGGGCAAGGCGCCUGCCGCCGCGUGGAAGCUGCAGGGUAAGAUCUCCAAAACGUUUGACAAGGGGAUCAGAGGCAAUGCGUUCCAGCUCGACGGCAGCUCGGAGACCAAGAUGCAGCUGCCUAAAGCCGCUUCGUCCUCGCUUGGUCUGGCUCAAAGAUUUGUGAUUAUUCAGCUCUUGGUGCCAUUUACCCGCUCGUUCUCUGUGGAGAUCUGCUUCUCGGACUUCCAGAAGGUGCGUCGCCGAUUCGUCGUGGCCUCAGCGUUUCGGGAGACAGCACGCACAGCUCUGCAUGUCCAGCUCCCCCUCAACGCUGCCGAUGUGCCUCGGGACCAGUGGAUGAACCUCGUGUUCGAUCUGCAAACUCUGUCGGAGGUUCACUUCCCGGACUCAGGCUACCGCUCGAUGGAAUCGCUCUGCAUUGGUGGGAGCUGUCGCCUCAAGCGGAUAUUCACCAUGAAGGACGCCCCUACGCCGUCACGAGGCUCACAGGUUGUCAGACACGCAGAUAUUCGGGAUAUUCCGAGACAGUUCGUGUUCUCGGCAACGCAGCGUGGAGCUAGUGGUGCACUACCGAUUCCGACGCUGUAUUUCGCUAUGGAGCCUGCUUCAGGGAUCGGAGGCGUCCAUGGAGUUGCUGUCACUGUUAACAACAACAGCAGCGCUCCGAAAUCUUCUCGUCGCAGCCAAACAGCGCCGGGGAAAGCUCCGACCAAACAACGCACCAAAGGAGCGCAAGUAGUGCGACCAGGGAGUGAAUUGGUGCAGCGAAGAGCUUUGGUACAGCAACAAGUGGAGCUUCAGACCGAUUCGGACGCCAGCAAAGCGAGUGGCCUGGGCCACCAACGUUUGCGUACGCCAGCCAGAGUGAGCACUACAGGAAGUAAACUUCGCCAGCCGCAAUCGAGAGUCGGGAAGGUGGUGAUGGUGACGAAGGAGGACUAUUCACCACGAAUCGAAUCCCCAUCCUCAGAACUCCGGUCCUCUCGUGGACGUGCUUUUGAGACGCCACAAGACUCAGAACUACCGCAGCCAAAGAGUGCGUCUUCUGAUCAAGAGAACAGACCCCACGACGCCAAGAAGGAAGAAAUGGUACUUGCAGCAACACCAGUACAAGUCCCAGAUCGGGCUCUAAGCCCUCCAAACAGCGUGAACUCCAGCAUGAUGGCGUCUCCAAACGCGAAGGACUUGCGGAGUGGCGAGCGAAGUCAAACUCUUCGUCAAUCCAUCUUGGGGGAGAUUCAACAAAAGCUCGCGAGUUUGGAGGAUGAGGACGAGAAAGCGGAUGAGCGAGACAGGGAGCUGUUUCUGCGGCACACAUCACUGCACAGUGGGGAAUGGUACCUGCAGCAGCUCCGUGACGAAGAUCUAAACGACGAUGACGGGCCUCUACUUUUAGACGAUGAAGACGAUCGUACUCAACUGAGCUCGUCCUGGAGACGAGAAUUGAAUGACACGAACGCAAACCUCGCGAUCCCCUCUUCAGAUGACACGCUACGUCGUAGUCGCGAUGAUACAACGGAUAAGGACUCCAUUUUCUCUUUCUCGUCUAUGGUAAAGUCGAGAACGAAAUCGACUGGUAAAAGUUCGUCUAAGUUGUUCGACUUCGACUCUCUGCUACAAGACGUGAAACCAUUGGCGCCAUCACUUGACGACGACAAAGCUCCACGUCUUGAUGAUCUGCACGCGCAGCUUGAAAAGAGUAUCAAUCACGCCAUUAGUGACGCAGAAGAUGAUGCCGACGAGCAGGAACUUGUGAAGCUGCUGGCGGCAAAACGAUCUGCGAGAGAGCUAUUGCCGCGGUCUGCAGGCAAUAGUCAAGGUAACGAGGCCGAAGUAGUGAACGAGCAUAAGCGAGGUUCAAAUGAGGAAGAAUUUGCCAGCGAACCAGUUGACGAGGCCAGGAAAGACUUGACGCCAGCCGAACAGGACCAGGGACAAGCGAAUGAAGACAAGGAAUGGCGUUUGAAUCGACAAGGUGGUGACUCUAAGUUUGAUGCUGGACAUGGAGACACCGGACUAUCGAUUGAUCUAACCAGCGAGCUUAGUGCUAGCGGUGGGGGGAGUGUCCACGAUCCCGACGAAGAUGGCGACUGCGAGAGCUCAAUCGGUCAUGCAAGUCCAACGAGUCCUCAGCUUAUUGAGUCCAAACCUGAGAAUGACGACGACAGCAGUAAAUCGUUGCAUGAUGAGGACGACGGCGAUGACUCGAGCUUCGACUUCGAGGAUCUGGUGGAAGAUGCUGCAUCGAGCGAUAGCCGUUUUGAAGAUGACAGAGCAACUGUCCUCGAAGAAACCAGCACCCCCACGAAAAUCAACGUGCCAGCCUUGACCAACCAGCAAAAAUGGUACCUGCAAAGUCUCCGUUGA